This is a messenger RNA of Pelagomonas calceolata, 1653 nucleotides long. NCBI's taxonomy places the organism in Eukaryota, Pelagophyceae, Pelagomonadales, Pelagomonadaceae. The record is from the annotation of a GenBank genome assembly.
GCUGUACGUAGGAUCGAAAGCGGUUUGUAGCAGGUCGUGGUCGCGUCGGUCGUGGUCGCGUCGGUUCGGUUGUGGCGGCUCAGCAGCACCGGGAGCACCUCUUGUUGUACUGCCUCUUUGAGUGCCUUAGGUCGCCGUUACGCGCGCGGAAACGUUUUGCAGUGCUUAUGUGUGAUCUAUGCACGCGUGGUAGUGCUGUACCUCCGGCUGCCCCCCUGGCGAUUGCUGGCCCCGUUUGAGGUCAGACCCAGGCUAAAGACAAGCUCUGCCAUCUCUCUGCCAGCGCUGCCUAGCCCCUUCGAAGUGCUGUGAAUCGAAGCUGUGCCAAUACAAACGUCGCGAGCCAGCUGUCUAUGCGACCGACGCUUGCGACGGCACUAAUCGUAAGCCUGCAGCGGCUGGAGGCACACCUGGGCAGCUUUGACCGCACACGAACCACACGAACCAUGGCGGAACACGUGCAGCGACCGGAGUACUCGGUCGCGCCGCCGGCGCGGCUCUGCCUGCAAGACGACGCGCCGGCGGCGGCCACGGGCGGCCGCCGCUGCGUGCCGCCGAGCGAGCCGGUGCCGCUCAAGAUGGCGCGUUACCGAGUCCUGAAUCAUCGAGUUACGCCAUCGCCGCGACGUGUGCCUCUGCACGCAGGGCUUUCUGCACAAAUUGUUCGGCGCGCACGAUAUCCGGGGACGAGGAUCCGACGUGCCCGGUUGUGCCCACGCCGACCCGUUCUUCCUGUGCGACGCCGUACGGCUGCCACGCCAUGCGAAGCCCCCGUUCUGUGCUCAUCCGCAUAGCGGCGCCGGCGUCAUCUCUCUGCUGUUCCGCGCGGCCUGCACCGUGCGGCCGUGGGACAACGUGCAGGGCGCCGAGGCGGAAGCGUUGCGCGCGGGCGGCAUCUAUCACGUCGACACCGGUGCGGGCUGUGUGCACGACGAGCCCUUCGACCCGCUAUCGAGCGGGGAGACGUUCGGAGGACGGUUCGACCAGCAGGGCCCGCCCGUACCGGCGGACGGCGAUGCGAGUUGGCUGGCGCAGUUGUGGUACGAUGCGCUGCCCGAGGAUGAGAACGCGCCGCCGCGACCCGUGUCUUCGGCCGUGGGGCGGCCGGAAGACGUGCCAGUCGUGCGCGACGAAGGGCUCGCCGUGCGAGUACUUGUCGGUAACUAUGGUGGCGUGACGGGACCCGUGACGGCGGCGCUACCACUCGUCAUCCUCCACGGGCGCGUCGACGGCGCGGCGACGCUGGCCUCGCUGCCUCCUGGGCAUAACGGAUUCAUCUGGGUGCUCGACGGCGCGCUCACGGCCGGCGGCGCGACGCUGACCUACGGCGAGCGAGGGCUCGGGCUGCUCCCGCCCGGCGGGGACCGGCUCCGGCUCGAAGGUGCUGCGGAGUUUUUCGUGGGACUGGGGCCACCGCGCCGCGUCCCGCACUACAAGUACGUCGGCUACGGCGGCGGGUUUGUGAGCCGUAGCGUCGCCGGCGUCGAGGCGGCGAUGAGCGAGUACGAGCGCGACCCGCGGGCCUUCGGCCGGACGACCGCAGUCGCUCCGUCCACGGACCACCUGGACCUGGUGGGGGGCUUUCAGGACGACGACGGGCCGAUGGAGGAGCGACCGGCGGGGGUCGUGGCGCGGUUUACGUAUCGUAAAUGA